Molecule: messenger RNA, 1402 nt
Organism: Jatropha curcas
Lineage: Eukaryota; Viridiplantae; Streptophyta; Magnoliopsida; Malpighiales; Euphorbiaceae
Product: C2H2 and C2HC zinc fingers superfamily protein
Biological process (GO): spliceosomal snRNP assembly; mRNA splicing, via spliceosome; mRNA 5'-splice site recognition
Cellular component (GO): U1 snRNP; nucleus
Molecular function (GO): zinc ion binding; pre-mRNA 5'-splice site binding
Source: RefSeq, a predicted model, not a curated record
CGACAGUGCGUUUAUUUACCGCCCUACUUUAAAAAGUAGUGGCAUGUCGCUUGCAAAUCAAUCGAGUAUGGCGCUUAAAACUGUUUUACUUGGGGAGGUUUAUAGACAUGUCGGUUUUCUCAUCAAAGGUUGCAGUUUGGGAUUCCAGUGUUAAUUUGUUUAGACAAAUUUGAAAACCCUUUUGUAUCUGCGUUCCUGCUAGGGUUUUGCCUCAGAAUUGUAAUUCACCAUUCUAGGGUUUUUGCUCUAUCCUGUAUUGCUGUUUGAUUUUAAAAAAGCGAUGCCUCGGUACUAUUGCGAUUAUUGUGAUACUUACUUGACUCACGAUUCUCCAUCUGUUAGAAAGCAACACAAUGCAGGUUAUAAACACAAGACAAAUGUGAGAAACUACUAUCAACAGUUUGAGGAGCAACAGACCCAAAGUUUAAUUGACCAAAGAAUAAAGGAGCAUCUUGGCCAAAAUGCAGCAUUCCAGCAGGUUGGAGCUGCAUAUAAUCAACAUCUAUUGGCACAGAGGCCCCACCUUCCAACGCCAAUAAUGCCUAUGCCAGUCCCUGGAUUUAGGCCUCCUGUUUUUCCAAGACCUGUUCCUGGUACUCCUGGUUAUGUGUCAGGUCCAACACCACAAAUGGUGGCACCACCCGGUGCUUCUUCCUUAUCUGGUCAAGUAAAUGGCAUUCAAAGGCCUCCAAUGAUAAUUCCUCCCUCAAUGGCUCCUGGGAGUACUGCAGCACCUAGUGGUGCCCCUUCCAUGGUUCCACCUCCCACUUAUCAAACAAAUUCAGCAGUUUCCACAAAUGGAGGCUUUGAUAGCUUCGCUAACACUCCGGCUCCAGGGGCUAAUCAUUAGGCUGAUCAAAUUGGUAUAUUUUGCUUGUUUCUUGAUGAGGAAAGGAUCUGAAAGCCACCUUACUGAUGUUUGAUACUGUUUUCUAGGAUAAAGAACUUGAGUUCGGAAGUAUAAGUAUUCUUUGGUUAAACUUAUGGUACUAGAGUAGAAGCAAUUUUGAAUUGCAUUAUUCUCAUGGAACUAGAAUUCCAAUAGUAAAGUAUUCUAUUUGGAUUUUGGUACAACUCACAAAUGCUCCUUUUUUUUUUCAUAAUUUUUUUAUCCACCCUUUAUCCCAAGUUUACAUGCCCCUUAAUUAUAUAUUUGCUGAGUGGCUUGGCUGCAGUUUCUAUGAUAGUAUGCUUGUUUUGCUGUCAAGAAGAAGAAGUUGAUAACAGUAUCUCCACACUAAUCCUUCAUUAGAUCUUAUCAUAUCAUAUGCUAUGUAAUGUGCCAUAACGUGGUGCUAAAUUGAGAAUUGUUUGUGCACCAACAUCAUUUUUGUAAACAGAAACAUAUUUUAUUGUAAAAUCAUAUCUACAAUCACCUUAAAGGUCCUGCUUUUUCCCUGAA